Paramuricea clavata is the source of this 1269-nucleotide messenger RNA. Lineage: Eukaryota; Metazoa; Cnidaria; Anthozoa; Malacalcyonacea; Plexauridae. The record is from the annotation of a GenBank genome assembly.
AUGAAGCUAACUACAGAAUUAGAAAACCACUAUAAAGAGAAGCUGCUCUCAAAAGCAGAUGGCAGUUUUGAUGGUCAUUUCUGGAGACGAUACAUGGGAAAAGGAAAAACCAAGAAUGAUGUUCAAGGCUACAAACAACCAAACAAGAAAGAGAAAGAAACAUUUUUACAAAAUGUGAAGAAGUUUGCAAAUGAUGUUUUCCAAGUUGCCAGCCUAACAGAUAGUAACCGAAGGUAAGCAUACUAGCAAAUUGAAUUUUUAAUGAUUGCCGCCAUACCACUGAUUUGCAAUACUAAGGCAUUCACCCACUGAAUGUCUGAUAUUUUGAAUGUUUUCAGGGAAUUAAUUCCUUUUAUAAGUCCACUGUAGGACCAUGGCAGCAGUUACGUAUAAUAUAACUUAAAAGUAAUCAGACUUCUAUAUUAAAAGUUCAUUCUCUUCUCUCAAAUGCUCCCUACCCCCCCCCCCUGCCCGCCCGCACCUUAAUACUCCCAUCUCUAUUGAACCACACUCUCUAUUAACUAGGCUAUGGAGAGUGUACCAGUACUGUACCUCAAUAGAGAGGGUAGGUAUAGGCACAUCAUAGCAAAUAACUAACUGGUAUUUCUUUAGUUUUGCUGACUAGGGCAGGGUCACCACAACAGCAUAUGUCAAAUACUGUGUGCCCUUUUACCUAACCCACUCUGUCAACUUUCCCUGUCGGAGGAAAUCAGGUACCCAGAGAAAGCCCACAACUUUCGGCAGGGCGUUGACUUUUUGCUCUUUUCGCACGAGGACUGGGUUCGAGUCGCAUGAGAAAGUUCUCACAGAGAUUUGAACCUACGACCUUAGAGGUGCAAGGCAAGUGCGCUAACCACUUCGCCUCCGAAGCCCCAUAUUAACAUCUUGGAAACUUACAAUGUGUGCCACAGGAAUUUGCACAUUAUGUUUGCCUGGGUAUUAUUAACUUUCAUCUUUAUUUUUGUUAACAGUUACAUGGUGGAGAUGUCAAUGGGGGUCUGUACUUGUGAUUGGGGGAAGGAUGAUUCUCCAUGCAAGCACCAAUAUCUGAAUUGGGUAACCAAGCAAGCAAAUUUUUUAAAUUUUCUACCUGUUGCCUGUCCAGAAUUACGGCAAACCAUUGCUGUAGUUGCACUGGGUGAAGCAGUUCCAAUGUCGAAGUAUACAUCUCUAAGAGAUUCUGAUCCAAGUGUUCCUUUGUCAGCAUAUGGGCCUGAAGUGGGUGAAGAGUUUACGAUGAAGGAAACAUCCACCUCUUUUCCAGAACAG